AAUAUGAUCACAUUUUGGCAAACCAUCGCAUUUCUUAUAAUUAGCUAUGUUUCCUGUGUUGCGGUACACCUUGUCAAGUUGCUUCUUUUUAGGGAUCGGAACAGUGAAUCUCUGUGGCCAAAAAAUCGAUGCAAACCCGUCAAAACCUUGAUCAUAAUGGGAUCAGGUGGACAUACCGGUGAAAUGGUGCGUCUCCUUUCGACGCUCGAUUUUCUCCGCUUUUCUCCUAGACUUUAUCUGGUUGCAAGAACAGAUGACAUGAGUGCCAAACGGGUGCAACAUCUGGAAUGUAGUCAUGACAGGAGCACAGCUGACAUGUUUCAAACAGUCACCAUUUCUAGGACCAGAGAAGUUCAUCAGUCUUGGAUCACCACCAUUGUAUCAUUCUUACAGUCAACUUUGGAAUGUCUAAGAAUACUCUUUUAUUACCAGCCGGAUUUAAUCUUGUGCAAUGGUCCUGGCACGUGCGUUCCACCAUGUAUUGUUGCUUUGCUCCUAAGAGUUUUAUGGAUCAAGCACUCUACAAUCGUCUUCGUCGAGAGUAUCUGCAGGGUAAACACAUUGUCCUUAACGGGAAAACUCAUGUAUUAUUUCUUGGCCGAUCGCUCCAUCGUCCAGUGGCCAGAACUGCAUGCAAAAUACCCGCAAACCGUUUUUCUUGGACGACUAGUUUAAAUCCUAGCAUUUUACAUUCACUAUAUAUUUUCCCUUGGCACGCCGGUGCAUCUGUAUGGUGUUGCGCAAUCUCGAUCAGCUUCUGUUUAGACGACCGAAAUUUUUGCAGUCUCCAGCUGCAGUCUGCUACUUCAGUUUCUUGACGUUUCAAGGGCAAUUGGUUCUGGAUAGGGAUCACCAAAGCCAUAGCAGCUGUAACCGGCUGUCACUAAGGCGCGCCUUGGUUACAGAAUACAAUUUCCGAACCAAUUGAAUGGACUUUGAUAUACUGACGUAGAGGGAAGUGAUAUUCAGGAGCUACUAAGAGCUUCGAGUAAU
Messenger RNA from Daphnia carinata, 993 nucleotides. It is a transcript of the gene Alg14, whose product is annotated as UDP-N-acetylglucosamine transferase subunit ALG14 homolog. The annotation marks the transcript as partial. The record is from RefSeq and is a predicted model, not a curated record. Gene Ontology annotation, biological process: dolichol-linked oligosaccharide biosynthetic process. The transcript has 5 exons. NCBI's taxonomy places the organism in Eukaryota, Metazoa, Arthropoda, Branchiopoda, Diplostraca, Daphniidae. Gene Ontology annotation, cellular component: UDP-N-acetylglucosamine transferase complex.